Octopus bimaculoides (California two-spot octopus) is the source of this 6568-nucleotide messenger RNA. RefSeq names its product neuroglian. Gene Ontology annotation, biological process: cell-cell adhesion. Gene Ontology annotation, molecular function: protein binding. Lineage: Eukaryota; Metazoa; Mollusca; Cephalopoda; Octopoda; Octopodidae. The record is from RefSeq and is a predicted model, not a curated record.
GUCCACUGCCCUAACCACUGGGCUCCACCACACCUGAGCCAUACACUAUUUUAAAAAUUUGCAACAGGUCUUUCUGGUCACCUGUUGACUAUGAAAUCAUCACCACCACUACUACCAUUAUAACGAAUACUAUUCCUACCACCACCACUACUACUGCAAGCGCCAUUAUGACUACUAUCACUGCUGCUGCUGUCAUUUCCUAGUUUUCUUUCAAUAUUUUGAAUAUCACUUAAGCAGGUCAUGUCAGCCAGAUAUAACACAAUAAAUCUACUACGAGACAGUUAAUCCAGCUAAACACACUAUGAAGAUUUCACCACUAUCUAUCUUCAUCCUUGUAGUUGUAGCUGGGUCAGUCUAUUCAGUCACCCAACCCCCUUUGAUGACAGUUUACCCACCCACCUUGGUACCAUUUAAGGAUUCAGAGACUGUGCAGCUUCUAUGUCGGGCCACUGGCGAACCACAGCCUACGUAUACUUGGAAAAAAGACCUGCGGGACUUCAAUCCAGCAGGUAAUGAUGACCGUAUUGUCAAGCUACCAAAUGAGGGAACACUUGUGUUCAACCGACCCGAACAGAAAGAUGUCGGCAUGUAUCAGUGUUUUGCAAACAACUCCCAUGGCACAGCCAUGUCAGCUGUUUUUGAUUUGCGUCGUGCCUACCUCCAACAGUACCCCAGUCAGACUGCAAUGACUUAUUCAAGAAAACCUGGAGAUGUUCUGAUCCUCCCUUGUAAUAAACCGAGCAGCUUCCCUGAUGCCAAGAUGAUGUGGGUAUUGAAACAGAAAAACGGACAAUUUGAAGGCAUUGAUUUUAAUCAACGAAUCACAAUGGAUCAUGAAGAUAACCUGAUCUUCACUAAUGUAUUAUCAAGUGAUGCUUAUGAAAACAUCGCCUAUGCCUGCAUGGCUACCAACAAGUUUGUACGGCAGAACACACAAGGCAGAUCGAACUAUUUGCAAGUUCAAGAUAUGCAACCAGAAGAUCAUGAACCCAAUCUCAUUAUUGGUACCCCUAAUGAGAUGACCUUUCUCAAGGGUCAGACUGUGCAGUUGAAAUGUAUAUUCGGAGGACAUCCAACACCAGAGGUGAGAUGGUCCCGAGAUGGUAAGGCAAUAAAACCGGACGCAAGAAUCAAAUUUGCCAGCUUUGGUCUUGAGCUGAAAAUUCCAGAUGCUCAGUUUGAAGACGAGGGUAACUACGAAUGCAGUGCACAAGCGACAGGCUCCAGUUACAAACCACAACACGUCAUAAAAGUUAAAAUUCAUUCUAAACCUGAAUGGACCAUGAAGCCAGAAAGCAUUGUGACCAGUGCUGGCAGCUCAGCUUCCUUCUUCUGUAAUGCAACCAGCGAACCUGCCAUUGACAGAUUGAUGUGGUUUAUCAAUGGAAGAAAGGUUGAGGAUCUUCCCAAUCAAAAUAAAUUUCUAGUUAGGAAAACCAACCUGACAGUCAUCAACCUUACACCUCAAGAUGCCAUGACCAUCCAGUGUAACGUCAGUAAUAUCUAUGGCUAUGUAUUCACUAACGUCUUUCUAAACGUCCUCGCUGAAGCUCCAGAGUUGCUAGAACCGGCGAACAUGAUUCUGAAGAUCUCUGAGGGUCAGAUAGUAAACAUUACAUGCAAGACGACUGGCUAUAGUUCGGUGCAGGUGCUCUGGUCGAAGGACAACAAACAGAUAACUGGUGGCAGGUAUCGGACACUGAGCGAUGGUAAUCUAAACAUCAAGAAUCUGGUCGUAGCAGACGCUGGCAUCUUUCGUUGUACCGCUAGUAACAGGUAUGGAAAGGUUUCAGCAACAAGGACUCUUAUAGUGCGACGUAAGCAUAUCUGUUUGUUAUUUUUUUUCCUUCCCUUCUCUGUGUUUCCCACAUACACAGAUAAUUUCAAAGAUAUGACAUCACAAAUAUGGCUAAUUAUUCAUAUAGAACAAUUAGAUGAGAUUUCAAUCAAUUCACUGACAAUUUACAUUGUUAUAUUUCCUAAAAUAUUCAUCCAAAUUUCACAACGGAAAUAUCAAAACGUUUCUCUUUGGAUGCUCUCCAAGAAAAAGCACAGUAGAACGAGACCAGAGGCUCCAACAAAGGUGAAUGUGAACUGUUAUGCAGAAUAUGCGACCGUCUCUUGGACAUCUGGAAGCACAAACAAUGCGCCAAUACAGUUUUACAUAAUCCAGGCAAACACCAGUUUCAACCCUGACCAGUGGUCAAUGGUAAACAAGGUUUCCUCGGCUGAAACAAGAAUCGACAUCAUUAUGUCCCCCUACACCAACUACACAUUCCGUGUGGUGGCACAGAACAAAAUUGGAGAGAGUAAACCCAGUGACCACGCCCUGGACAUGUGCAAGUCAAAGCCUGGUGGAACUGUGCCCUACCGACAACCAUCCAAUGUGCACACACGAGGCGAUCGCAAGAAUUACUUGACAAUUAUGUGGACAAUCAUGCCACCGAUUACACACAAUGGCCCUGACUUCAAGUAUGUGAUUGAGGUGAGAUUACGGAACAGCACCGACACACCAACCAUUAAAACCAUCAGUAACUGGCAAGUGAACAACAUAUCCAUUUAUACCAACAAUAUCUACAAGCCCUAUGAUAUUAAAAUGAGGGUGAAGAAUAGCAUAGGGGAUGCCAACGUGAGCUCUGUAAGGAUUGUUGGAUAUUCAGGAGAGGAUACCCCACAAGCUAUAGUGUCCAAUCCAACAGCAGGAUUAAUUGAGGCAACAACAGUGGCCAUCACCUUUGAUGGGGUUGACCCUAAUUCACUCCUCAUCCGUGGCAAAUUCAAUGGAUAUAAGAUCCAGUUCUGGAAGCGCAACAAGAAAAAGAGCACAUUCCAAGACUAUACCUUCUACAUUGACGAUAUAGAAGACAAAAACAAAGCCCGCAAAAAGCGGAGUGUCAGUGGGGGCCAGGUGACCCUCCAGCUGAAGAACGUCUACCCUUACUCUGAUAUUGAGGCUCAGGUACUUGUCAUCAAUUCCUACUAUGUAGGACCACCAAGUGAUGUCUUUAGUUUCAAGACAGAAGAAGGAGUUCCUGGACCGGUUCCUUUCCUGAUAGCAUCUGUGAGAGGUUCUAACCACUUCCUCUUAGAAUGGGAUGUGCCUGAGGACAAGAAUGGUUAUGUUGUUGGCUAUGACAUUGGAUUCCAAACAGUGAAUGGAUUGAACUUGGGGAAGCUUCGUGAUAUGGAGCCACAAGUGACAGAUGCCUCUUUGAAACAGAUCCGACUAACAGGUCUCCGUUCGUCCCAGUUAUAUCGAGUGUUCAUUUGGGCUCGUACCCUUGUUGGUAAAGGUGACCCCUACUUCAUUGAAGUCUCAACAAUUAAACCAAGUACCCCAGCAGUGCCAACAUUUUCCUUUGUCCACAUUGACGUCCAUUAUGUGAACAUCUCUUGGCCAGAGAGUCUGAAAACUGACAUGCAUGGGAGUGUUUACUAUAUUGAGUAUAGGAAAGAAGAAUCUUCCGACUGGCUGCAGACAACUGAUGAGUCAGUGUUUAGCUGGAAAAAUGUGACCAAUCUUGAAGCAGGAACUGACUAUGAAUUCAGACUGGUGGCCACAAAUGGAAUGGUAACACAAGCAAGUGAGAUACAAGUGGCAACUACAUAUGGACACUAUGUGGGCUUUGCAGGAACCAGUGGCUGGUUGUAUGGUAUGUUGGUGGCUCUACUAAUCCUUGUAUGUAUUGCUAUUGCACUGUACGUACUACGGGAGAAGAUAUCAGUGCGAAGGCGCGAGUCAUACAAAAAGAAUAUGGGAGGCUCCAAGGCCCAUAUUGACAAUUCCUCAGACUUCCGUGAUGAUAUUGGUUACGUCAACGAUGGGGGUCGUCGAUACGGAACAUCAGUAAAUGACAGACUUACAAAAGAGACAAGUCAUGAUGACAGUAGCAUCCACAAGAGCCGCAGCAACAUGAGUGUGACAGAUGGGGCACCGAGUCCCGGCAAGGAUCAGUACUUGCCGCCCAGAUAUGAGGACCAACCCUACAGCCAAAACUACGACCCCAACUACGAUGAUUAUUACCAGCCAAAUUAUGAGAACAACCCUGACACUGCAGAGAACAUCAAAGGGGACCAAUACUAUGGUGACGGUGCCGAGGAUUAUUACCCUGAGGGCACUGAAGGUUACUAUGGUGAUGGUUACUAUGGCGAUGGUUACUAUGGCGACGGUUACGAUGGUGAAGACUCCAAUAACUAUGGUAAUUACAACUAUGAUGAUGGUGCCUAUGAGGAAUACCAGCGCAAACGGCAGAGUGGUCUCUCGAAUGCUGGGGCCAAUGAUGUCCCCCUUAAAUUCUCAAGCGGUCAUCCGAAAGAUGAUGACAAAGGGGAUGGCUCUGGAGGGACAGGACAUAAUGUAAUGACCACUUUUGUUUAAACAUCAGGGGAGGAGAGUAUGAAUGUGCCUUGAGAGGGUGAGUAAUCGGUGUGGCAGAUAACACCCUCAUCUCUUACUCCACACUCCCCAGCCCAACUGUCCCUUAAUGUCCCUUUGCCCUCAUCUGCUAUUUUCUAAUUACCCCUUCCUUUUCCCACCACCAUCCAAGUCUCUCUUCUUUUACCUCUGUCUCUGUGCACAAACACACACACACACAUACAUAAACACAAUCAUCUGCACACAUGUUUAUGACCUUGUGGUUAGAGUAUUGAACUCACAAUCUAGCAAUCAUGGUUUCAAUUCCUAGACCAGGUGGUACAUUGCUUUUUGAGCAAAAACACUUCAUCUCAUGUUACUCUGUGAUCACUUCAACACCUGACCUUUGCUACACAGUGCAAUGUCAGAGAGGAGAGAAUCGGUGGUGGAAAAUAUGUGCCUUGAGAGGGUGAGUGGGCAGCCUGGCAGAUAGCACCCUCAUCUUUUAUUCCACACUCUCCAGCCCAAAUUUCCCUUAACAUCCCCUUGCUUUCAUCUGAUCUUUUCUAGAUACCCCUCCCUUUCUCACCACCAUCCAAGUCUCACUUUAUUUUUUAUCUUUAUCUCUGUGCACAAACAUUCACACACACACAUACAUGCAUACAUACAUACAUAAACACAAUCAUAUGUAUAUGCACACACACACAUGUAAUAUAUAGUUCAGAAAUGAGAUCCAGAGAUUCUCCAUACAGAAGACAGUAGUGCUCAAAAGAUUCUAACUUAGACUCCAUUGUCUUUACAAGGGGUCAUUCCACAAGGUAAAGAAAGGCCUAUAAGAGGGAUCAAAUUGAGUGGAUAUAAAGGCAAUUAUGUUGGUAAACAAAUUCGACUCAUCAGAUAUAUUAAAUACAUCAAAAACAAAAUAUGUAUAUAUGUUUACAUGCCAAAUGAGAGAAAUCUAAAAGUGGAAACCUUCAGAUGAACUUUUAUGUAUAAAUAUAUAAAUUUUAUACUGAGUGCAAAAGACAGAUAAACGAUGUGUCGAAUUUGUUUAUCCACAUAAUUGUCACUCUCUCUUUCUUCCCCCCCUCUCUCUCACUGGCACCUCUCCCACCCCCACAUUCUCUGCUUCCAUCCAUCCCUCUAUCCCUUCACACACACACUAUAUUACCCUAUGUCCAUGCUUGCUUCUCACUCUCCCCACCACACACAAACUACCACCACUGCCACCGUCUUAUGGAUAACUGCCCUCUUCUCCACCUCUUCCAUUCCCUCUCCCCCCCCCCAUCUUUGUAAAUGUGUAAAUAUGUUAAUUUGUCAUUUUUGUUUUAUACAUUCCAGCCUACACAGACAUAUACAUAUAUAUAUAUAUACACAUAUACUAUGCACAUGUACAAUACAUAUAUGUAUAUACUGCAUUAUAUAUAGAUGUAUAUGUGUGUGAAUAUAUAUAUAUGUGUGUUUCUGCACACAUGUAUAUACAUAUAUACAUUGUAUAUGUAUAUAUAUUAAAUGUUGGACUGCUUUAUAUAUCUCAAUAUUAUAAAAUUACUAUCACUACUCCACCCCAUUUAAAUGAAACUAAACUGUUAUAUACACACAUAUGUAUAGUGUGUAUACACAUACAUAUAUAUUUACACCUAUGUUUUCUAAUGUUUUUAUAUGAUUUUUAUAUACACAUAUUUUAACAUACUAUGGUGUAAAGUGCAGAAGGGUAUAAAGUCAGACAUUAUUAUUAUCAUUUUUAUUAUUAUCAUUAUUAUUAUGUGGUCAACUUUGCCUUCCCUCUUUUUGGAGCUGACUUACACUUUCCCCCAAAAUUACUGACUUUGUGCCAACGUUUGAAACUAUUAUUAUUAUUUAAUACGCUGCACAAUAUCCAAUAUCAUGAUGCUGUGGAUUGAAGAUAUUGUGUCUACCAGGAGUUUGUACUGUCUGUCAAAUCACAACAAGGACCUCGGACAGUACUUUACACAAAAUGCAUGCAUUUCCAAGUAAGGCCAAUUUUUGCAAUACACCCAGAUUGUACGGCAUUUCUAAAUUCUUAUUUGGGUAUGUGCUGUGCUUUGUUGUCGUUCUCUUAUUUUCCCUGUAGAUUAUUACUAUUAUUAUUGUUAUGCCUUGUAUUCACAUAUUCAUGAUUUUAGCAGUAACGGGUUUGUCCUCUCUGCUUGUAUUUUGUAUACCAGAUGAAAAGUAAAUAUUUUUUAAAUA